GGGACAGUGCCCCGCUGGAGCUGUGCUGAGGGGACAGUGCUCCACUGGAGCGGCGCUGAGGGGGCAGUGCUGCACAGGGGAGGUGCUGAGGGGACAGUGCCCCACUGGAGCGGUGCUGAGGGGACAGUGUCUCGCAGGAGCGAUGCUGAGGGGACAGUGCUCCAUUGGAGCGGCGCUGAGGGGACAGUGCUCCAUUGGAGCGGCGCUGAGGGGGCAGUGCUGCACAGGAGAGGUGCUGAGGGGACAGUGUCCUGUAGGACUGCUGCUGGGGAGCGGCUCGCGGGACACCCAGGCAGCGGGCGCAGGGGCCUUUGGUGAGGCGGGAGCCCAAGUGGGCCCAGGGUGAGGGCUGGCAUUGAGUGACCUGUGCCCCUGAGCCUCCCCUCUGUGCUGAGGAGUGUGGAAGUGGGAAAUAGCAUUGCGAGCUUUACUUUGUCCUUCGAGUGUAUUCAGUUUCCUGCUGUGGAAGGAUUUGCUUUCUGCAAACCUUGUUUGUGAAUUCAGUGCUGAGCAAUUGCAAAUUGUGAAUUCUUUUGGAAGAUUUCAGGCGCAUUAACUGUGUUACGUCUCUGCUGUGACUGGGGUCUGCUUGGUCCAGUCCAGCAGUCCCACUGAAGUGGGAACAUCCUGGCAUGCCAGUAAUGUUUCAGUUACUGAUUUGUGGAACUCCAAUAUAUGUUGACAUACAUUGUCUUGUUAUACAGCAUUAAAUCAAAAUGUCAUCAUCAUCACGGGCAUCCUUGUCUUUACCUGUACAUGACUGUUCUGCUCCUUCCUUGGACUUUGAUCUUCAGGAAAAGUUUAUUCUUCACACUGUUGAGGGAAAAACACGUGUGCCACCAGGAGAAACAGGAAAACUGUGUUCACUGAUUCAGCCAGAUAAAAAGGAUUGUCACAGAACUACACAAGCCAUCCAAGAUGGGAAGUGUUUUACUGAUCUGAGCAAAGAAUCUGACAAUCUAGAACACCAAUUAAACAGUAAAAAUAUUGACACUUUGAUGCAGGAGCUAAGUGAAAGUGAAAUUCAGAAUACUAAUCUCAGGAAAAAAAUACUUGAAAGGGAGAAACAGAUUAAAGAACUUUCAUCCAUGCUCCAGUGUGAAAAAAUCAAGAUACAGAGACAGGACCACCUGUCAAAAUCAGUAAAGGAAGUACAAGCUCACCUGCAGCGUCAGAUUGAAAGGAAAGAAGCAGAAAAUUAUGAAUUAAAAGUGAAAAUGCAGACUCUAAAAAAUAAAAUAGCAGAGUGGAAACAUCAAAUUGGUGAAUACAAGUGCCAGAAGUUAGCCUUAAAGGAAACAAGUGAGCAAAAGAAGAUAGCUCUGGAAAAAGCAAUAAGAUCCCAGAAACAAAGAGCUCAACUCUUAGAAGAAACUGUGAAAGAUGUAACCUCUAAAAUAAAAGAACAUGAAGUCAAACUGGGUGAGAUACUGUCAGCUUCUGAUGUCUGGAAAAACCAGCAUGAUAGAAUAGUUGAAGAAAAGACAAUGUUAGAAGUUCAAAUAGAAGGUCUUGAGAAUCAGAUCCAAGGCCUGAUGGAAGAUGUAGAAAGAAGGGAGAAAUGGAGAAGAAACUCAGAAGAGGAAAUUCUUGGAAAGCUAAAUUCUGUUAACUCUGAAAAUGAAAAUAUUUACCUUGAAAACAAAAAAUUAAAGGCUUCCCUUGCUACAUUGGAGAAAAGUACAGUAUCUGUUGAAUAUGAGUUGCUUCAUCUGCAAGAAAAAGCAAAGCUACAGGAAAACCUUGUAGAACACAGUAAAAAUGAGGUACAAAAAAGGCAAAUUGCUGUGGAAGAAUUGAAAUCCAGAUAUGAAACAGUCUUAAAUGAAAACACAAAAAUAACAGAAAACAAAUGCUUAGAAGCAGAUAAGGUGAGGCACAAAAUGGAGGCUGAGUUAAAGGAGUUAGAACAUGUUUGUGACUUGCUGAAAGCAACUGAGGAAAACCAGCAAAAACUUCUGGCCUGGGAAAGGAUCUGUGCACAGAAAUGCAAAACCCUCAGGGAGCUGGAGCUUCAGCAUAACCACAGUGUAACUUCUAUGGGCAGUCUUUGCUUAGAAGAAGAGAUCUGUAACAUUCAGAAGAAAUAUGGAGAUCUUCAAAGGCAAUUAGGACAGGUGGAAUAUCAGAAUGAAGAACUUGCUUACCAGCUCAGGAAAGAAGAUGAGAGUCUUCUGAGCAGUAAAUUGCAGCUUGAAGAGAAAAUUGCAGAAUAUAAUGCAUUGACCAGACAACUUGAAUCUGCUUUGGAAGAAGGGAGAAAAAGGGUAGCUGAAGAAUGGGAAAAAAUGUCAUACAGAGAACAAGCCUUUCAGACAAAACUGAUGCUUCUUGAAGCUGAAGUGAGAAAGAGGCAAGAAGAAAAAAAGCAACUCCUCUGCUUAUUUCACCAUAAUGAAAAGCAUCAUGAAGUACAUCUGAAAGAGCUGGAGAACCACCUACAGAAGUCAGUGAUCAAGAACCAGAGCAUCCAGAAUUAUGUGCAGUUUUUGAAAGAUGCAUAUGUUACAAUGUUUGGCUGAAUUCUUUAAUCUAUUUUAUAGUAGAGAAACUUGUCAGGAUUGGGCUCCCAGUCUUGUUGAAGACAAAGCCAUUGAGGCCUUACAUUAUUUUGACAGAUUAAAUUUUUUGAUGUUAAUUCUUCCCUGGGAAGACAUCUGUUGUGGGCAGGAGCAGCAGGUGAGGCGUUGCUAUGUGCCAGGGGCUGGGCACACGUGGGGAAUGGGGCUGGUGUUGCUGCAGAACCCUUUGUGCUCCCCAGGGCACAGCAGGGCAAGGCUGAGUGCACGGCUGCAGCAGCAGGUGUGUGUGUGUGGGGUGUGCACACAAUGUCUGUCAAUGUCCUGGCCUGUAAAAUCUUACCUGAGUCCUUUUAGUCCAUGGUAAAUGCAAAUGACCACAGAUUAGCUUUCAAUUCAAUGAUAUCUUACCUAUUAAAACAGACAAAAAUUGAGAUCAUUAGGUUCCUUCCCUUUUUUCCCCUGCAGUUUAGUCCCAGUGUAGUCCUACACUACAUGGAAGAGUUGCCACCACAAGGCUGUCCCAUCCAGCCACUUUUCUCUACAUCUCAUCAUUAUGCUCAGGAAUGUACUAUAGUAGCAUUUUAUAAAUAUAAGUAGGAAAAAAUUUUAGAUACAGGUAUAGUUUAAGCUCUGGAUGUGCUGAUAUACCCUGGUGACACAGCUCCAGUGAGAUAUUUAAGUAUUUGUCUGAAUUCAAGAGCUGCUGUUCAUAAGACUGACCUGUGCCUCAAGUAAAACAUGUAAAUAUUCAGCUGAUACAGGAUUAAUAUAAGAAGCAAUUCUUGAUCUAAUUUCAGUUCUAAAUUCUAAUUAGUUUUGUUGACAUAUGCUAUGAUUUGUUUUUCAAAAAUAGUACCUUCAGUUAAAUAUAUGUGAUUUAUUAUGUGUACUUAAAUAAUAUAUGUUUUUUGACCAAAACCUUAAGUUUGUUUAUGCAUAGGCAAUACCUAUUCUAUUUCAUUGUUAGUUGUUACUAAUGUGUUGAAUACAGACCUUUUUUUUUGCAAAUGCUUAUCCAUCUUAACAAAUACUGAUGUGUGCUAAUGAUCUGUUUCUGUGCACUUUUUAAAAAUAAAAUUUCCAUUUAUUCUAUAUGA
Messenger RNA from Zonotrichia albicollis (white-throated sparrow), 3619 nucleotides. It is a transcript of the gene ODF2L, whose product is annotated as outer dense fiber of sperm tails 2 like. Gene Ontology annotation, biological process: negative regulation of cilium assembly. Gene Ontology annotation, cellular component: ciliary basal body; centrosome. The record is from RefSeq and is a predicted model, not a curated record. Lineage: Eukaryota; Metazoa; Chordata; Aves; Passeriformes; Passerellidae.